ACCGGCCUCGGCUUUCUUUUCACGUAAGCGACCGCUCUUCACGCCGGCCGAGGCUUCUUCGUCGCCGUGACGAAGAUGAUGCUGACUUUGUAUGUUUUUUUGCCGACGAUCAAUUGAUCGAAAAAAUGAACCAUUGAAGGAUUUCUGUUUGAUUUUGGAGGGGUUCCCGGUCGUGCGGGGGCGGGGCGCUGCUGCUGCGGCGGCGCAACCCUCCGCCGCAUGUGACUUGGUACAGCCCGGGAAACCGACAGCCUCCUCUUCAUCCUCAUCGUCCUUCAGAGAACAACACGCGUGCACACGUAAUGGACCCCCAGUCGCCUCGCCUUCCACUUCUUCCUCUCUCGUGCUGAUUGUUUUGGUGCCCGAGUCGUCGUCGUCGUCUGCGCUCGGGAUCAUCGUGCGGCGGCCUCACACCUUGUCAAGAGAUGGUGUACGCACAGGCCAACACGGUGGCCACGGAGCGCUCGCUUUUCGCGUCGGCCUUCUCGUAUCCGGCGUCUUUCAACUACUCGGAGACGGCGGACAACGGCACGGCGGCGCCACCCGGCGGCGGCCGCGAGGCUCCGCCCGAGGCCGCCUCGUCUCGGGCGGAGGACGGGCUGACGUCGGGCGAGGUGUCGGCGCUGGCGCUGGCGUUCGGGGCGGUGUGGCUGGUGUCCGUCCUGGGCAACGCUCUGGUGUGCCUGGUGAUCCACCGCAGCCGCCGCACCCAGUCCACCACCAACUACUUUGUGGUGGCCAUCGCCUGCGCCGACCUGCUGCUGAGCGUGGGCGGCGCCCCCGUGGUCCUGGCACAGGUGGCGUGGGGGAGCUGGCCCCUGGGCGCGGCAGCGUGCGCGGCGGCCCGCUACGUGCAGCACCUGUGUCCCGGCGUGCAGGUGUACGUCCUGCUGUCCAUCUCGGUGGACCGCUUCUACACCAUCGUGUACCCGCUCAGCUUCAAGGUGUCCCGCGAGAAGGCAAAGAAGAUGAUCCUGGCGUCGUGUUUUCUGGACGCCACUCUGGUGGCGCCGUGCCUCUUCUUCUACGGCGCCGCCCCCGCCGACGGCCGCCACUGCCACUUCUUCCUGCCCGACAGCUGGGGCGCAGUGUCCUACGCCGCCGUGCACCUCGUUCUGGGGUUCGCUCUGCCGGCGGGCCUCAUCGUGUCCUUCUACCAGCGAGUGGUGCGCCACAUCUGGAGGAUCGGCGCCGACGGCCACACGGUGCGGCGCACCGUGAACACGGUGCCCCGCACCAAGGUGAAGACCAUCAAGAUGUUCCUGGUGCUCAACUGGCUCUUCUUCGUAACAUGGACGCCUUUCUACCUGGCGCAACUGUGGCACCCCCGGGAGGAGGGCGGCGGGCGGCGGCGGGGACUCCUUUUCUUCGCCGCCAUCGCCUGGAUCUCCUUCAGCUCCACCGCCUCCAAGCCCACCUUGUACUCGGUCUACAACGCCAACUUCAGACGCGGCAUGAGGGAAACCUUCUGCAUGUCCUCCAUCAAGUGUUACCGUAGCAACGCCUACACCAUCACCGCCAGCUCGCGAUUGGCCAAGAGGAACUACGUGGGCGUGGCCGACGUGCCCGUCAACGCCAAGGACGAAUCCUUGGAGCGGGACGCCAAAGACGAGAAGAAACUGGCCUGGACCGCCAGCGCCCACAACACGUUUGUGUAGCGCGCUAAGCUAAGCGACGCGCGGCAAAAGCACGGUUUCUCAAACUAAGGUCCCUGAACCCCCGGGGUCCGCGAGCCAUAACUCCUGGGUCGGGUUGGAGCGCCAGCGCCCGCAACGCUUUUGCAGGGUGCUCAGCUAACAGUCGUCCACUCGAAAGGGCUUUUUCCUCGGAACUGACAAAAUUCUGAAUGUUACCGAAUUGUUCUGCAUCUGUGCAAGUGUUUUGUACUCUUUGAUGAUUUCUUUAUUGUAGCAACGUGACAAGUGGCAGCCAUCUUUGAGGAAUUUUCUAAAAUAAGAUGAAAGAACUUCCAAGAAAUUCAGGAGAGAAACAAAACUAUUGAGGACUGAAGUACUUGAGCAAUUCUCCUGUCCAAUGUUGCAUUUGCGCUUGGACAAGUGACGCCACGCUCAUUUUGAGGCGUCUGCUCGGACGAGCCUCCCUGGGAAGUACGAGCUUAUUGCGGACAUUUUAAACGGACACUGACCGGCCCAUCGGAGUACGGCUUCCCCGAGUAUCGGACGAAACCAAAGGGUCGAGAGAGAAUCAGAUUUUCAUGUUCUACUCGAAUUUGAAGGUGUUUUUGGGCCGUAUGCGUCGGACUCGUCAGCGUUUGGGCAAAUCUUGCCACGUCGCUCGGUCGAGUGGCUGCGUUGGCAAUCGUUCGCUCGUUUCCGACUCCCGACUUUUGGGGAGGGUUUGUAGGGAACUUUCCGGGGUGUCAAGUUGAAGUAGCCAGUCCGAGCAGACUUUGCGUUUUCGCACUGUUAAAAUCAUUUUGGGCAAGCCUCGUCACGUUGCUAUUUAUUGAUUGAAUUGAAUUUUUUUGUGUUGUUGUUAAUUCUGCCGCUUUGCUCGCGCAAAUCUUCACACUGGCUGUCAUUGCAAAAGCUAACUCGUUACUCGUUCGUCGAACCCGUCGGGAGUUCGAGAGUGACAAAGACGAACGAACGAACGGCCGCUGAAGAAGCAAGGUUAUUUUCCGCAAGGGUCUGGAUCGAGUUUCUGUUGUUUGCUAGCAUGCCGAGGUCGCCAGGUUCCGAAGUCACAAACGUCAACACUUGGAAGCCGCUCCCAAAAUAUUGGAACGGCAAGGUUGAGUUGUUGAACGCAGCAUAAAAUAAAAGCUGGAAUUCUGAACCUUUGUCUCCUAUUCAUCUUUUGAUCUGAA
Messenger RNA from Phycodurus eques (leafy seadragon), 2830 nucleotides. It is a transcript of the gene gpr19, whose product is annotated as G protein-coupled receptor 19. The transcript has 2 exons. Gene Ontology annotation, cellular component: plasma membrane. Lineage: Eukaryota; Metazoa; Chordata; Actinopteri; Syngnathiformes; Syngnathidae. The coding region runs from base 426 to 1658 and encodes 410 amino acids. Gene Ontology annotation, biological process: G protein-coupled receptor signaling pathway. The record is from RefSeq and is a predicted model, not a curated record. Gene Ontology annotation, molecular function: G protein-coupled receptor activity.